This is a messenger RNA of Tetrahymena thermophila SB210, 1371 nucleotides long. RefSeq lists its product as hypothetical. The transcript has 5 exons. The record is from RefSeq and is a predicted model, not a curated record. NCBI's taxonomy places the organism in Eukaryota, Ciliophora, Oligohymenophorea, Hymenostomatida, Tetrahymenidae.
AUGAGCUAAGAACAGCAAUAAGGAUAGACACAAGGAGAAAACUAUCAAGAUAUUAAAGAAGCUCUUGAAUACCAAAUAGAUAUAGUUUUAAGGCUGGAAGAAGAAAGACUUCUUUUGAUUAAGGAAAGCAAAAUUUAAAAAUAAAAAAUUAAGGAACUUCAAGACACCAUUGAGAAAAUAAAUCCUGAUUUAUAGAAUAAAUAAAAUAAAUAACAGGAUGCUCAAACAUAAGCAUCUAUUUAGAUUUACAGUGUUGGAAUAGAUGUAUAAACUUAAACAGAAUAAGGAGUUAUUUAGAGCUAAUUAAAUGAAAAAUAUAUGAUCAAUUUUACUGAAAAUGAUGAGGAUUAUAACGAUUCUGUGCUUUAAUAUUCAUAAAAUUAAUCAAUUAUGACUUUAGAAGAUGAUAUUGAUACUUUUUCAAUUCAAGAAGGAAAAAAAUCUAAUACAAGCGAUUUACUUUAAAAGGCCCAAUAAAUUUUAAAAAAGAGUGAAUAGAAAAUAUAAAAUUUCGAAGAAGCAUCACAAUAAAAAAAAAAGACUACUUCUUCAGCAGCUUAAAAGAGUUUACCAAUUAAAAGUCUCAAUUUUAAGAAAAAAGAUGGAUCAUCCAACUCAUCACUGCAAUCUUCUCAUUAUCAAAGCACUUCUGAAAAGUUACCAACAGAAAAAGAAAAUACAUCAAUAUCAUUAAAUACAGAAAAGAAGAAGGAAUAGAAUGAUAUCAUAGCUUAGGAAUUAGUAAAACUAACUCGUGAGAACAAUUCUAUGAGAAAAGAAAUGCAAAAAUUGUAGGAAUUAUGUAAAAAACACUAAAAAGAUAAUGUCGAUAUGAAAAAAUUGAUUGAUGUAAAAAAUGAAAUGCUAGAUAAAUUGAGAAUGGAAGUUGCUGAAUUAUCUCUUGUAUUAAAUAAUGAUAAAUACAAAUCAAUUAGAACUAUAGAAGGUGAAUUAAAAAAGUCAAAACAGUAAAAUGCUGAGUUAAAAAAAGAAUAUGAAAGGGUAUUUGAAGAAAAAAACGAAAUUAAAGAAGAAUUAUCUCAAUUUAAAGUUAUACUCUCAAAGAUUACUGAAGAAUAUGAUAAAAUUAACAAUAAAAAUUCAGAGGGAGAUAUAAAUAUCAAGAAAGAAAAUGAAAAACUAAAAGAAAAACUUUAAGAACAAGAAAAAUAAUAAAAGUUUUUAAAAGAGCAAAUGCACUAUAAAGAAGCUUCUGUACAAGAAAUAAAAACAGAAAACCAAAAACUACUUGAAGAGAUAGAAUAUUACAAACAUGUUUCAAUUAAGAGCAAAGAGUAUGCUUAAAAGGCUAUCUAAGACAUAGAUUUCUAUAGAAACAUAUUAAAAUAACACAAUAUCAACUUAAGUUGA